Messenger RNA from Peromyscus leucopus (white-footed mouse), 2600 nucleotides. RefSeq names its product inhibin subunit beta A (gene Inhba). The transcript has 5 exons. The record is from RefSeq and is a predicted model, not a curated record. The coding region runs from base 754 to 2028 and encodes 424 amino acids. Gene Ontology annotation, biological process: SMAD protein signal transduction; BMP signaling pathway. Gene Ontology annotation, molecular function: growth factor activity; hormone activity; cytokine activity. Gene Ontology annotation, cellular component: extracellular region. Lineage: Eukaryota; Metazoa; Chordata; Mammalia; Rodentia; Cricetidae.
GCAACCUUUGGACUUUAUCAGGACAUGCAGGAGGCAGCUAUUCACUGGUCUAACACACACACACACACACACACACACACACACACAGAGAGAGAGAGUGAGAGAGAGAGAGAGAGAGAGAGAGAGAGAGAGAGAGAGAGAGAGAGAGAGAGAGAGAACAGCGUCAAGCUUUUGAUUGGUUUUUACCAAGAUUCAAGCUUUUGGAUCUAUAAUUGGAGAACAAAUUGUAGAGUUAUCUUUGUGGAUAAGCAAAACUGGAUUAGGAUAAAAGUCUCUUGUCAUUCUAAUGGAACCUAUACGUUGAAUCCCUGUGUCUUCAACCCAGGAACAUGGGACUUGUUAUCUUAGGGGAUCCAGCUGCCAAAGGGGGGAAAAAAUCAAGAGCUGCGCUUUUAAACGAAGUUGCCCUUGCUGGUGUUCAGGGUAAAAAUAGAGGCGGCCGCUUGGACCGGCUUGGCCCUGAGUCCAGGCGUCCUGCGAGCCGGGCUGGAGCUGCGCAUUCGGGAGUGAUCCCUGGAAACUGCCAGCAGGUGCUGCUCAAGUGCCAAUACCAUGAAGAGGAACUCAGACAGCUCUGACCUCAUGAUACAAGAGCCGGCUGGCAAAGCAGAAGGGACCCGAAAGAGAAUUUGCUGAAGAGGAGAAGGAAAAAAAAAAGUCCAAAAAAAAAAAAAAAAAUACAACCCUGUGCGUGAGGGUGGGAGGAAAAGCAGGGCCUUUAAAGAAGGCAACCCUACGACUUUUGCUGCCAGGAUGCCCUUGCUUUGGCUGAGAGGAUUUCUGUUGGCAAGUUGCUGGAUUAUAGUGAGGAGUUCCCCCACCCCAGGACCCGAGGGGCACGGCGCAGCCCCGGACUGCCCGUCCUGUGCGCUGGCCACCCUUCCGAAGGAUGGACCUAACUCUCAGCCAGAGAUGGUAGAGGCUGUCAAGAAACACAUCCUAAACAUGCUGCACUUGAAGAAGAGACCCGAUGUCACCCAGCCGGUGCCCAAGGCGGCGCUUCUCAACGCGAUCAGAAAGCUUCAUGUGGGCAAAGUGGGGGAGAACGGGUAUGUGGAGAUAGAGGACGACAUUGGCAGGAGGGCCGAAAUGAAUGAACUCAUGGAGCAGACCUCGGAGAUCAUCACCUUUGCCGAGUCAGGUACAGCCAGGAAGACACUGCAUUUCGAGAUUUCCAAGGAAGGCAGUGACCUGUCAGUAGUGGAGCGUGCAGAAGUCUGGCUCUUUCUGAAAGUCCCCAAGGCCAACAGAACCAGGACCAAAGUCACCAUUCGUCUGUUUCAGCAGCAGAAGCACCCACAGGGCAGCUUGGACAUGGGGGAUGAGGCUGAGGAAAUGGGCUUAAAGGGGGAGAGGAGUGAACUGUUGCUAUCAGAGAAAGUGGUUGAUGCUCGGAAGAGUACCUGGCACAUAUUCCCAGUGUCUAGCAGCAUCCAGCGCCUGCUGGACCAGGGAAAGAGUUCUCUUGAUGUUCGGAUUGCUUGUGAGCAGUGCCAGGAGAGUGGUGCCAGCCUAGUGCUCCUGGGCAAGAAGAAGAAGAAAGAAGUGGAUGGAGAUGGGAAGAAGAAAGAUGGAAGUGAUGGAGCAGUGGAAGAGGAAAAGGAACAAUCACAUAGACCUUUCCUCAUGCUGCAGGCUAGGCAGUCCGAAGACCAUCCUCAUCGAAGGCGUAGGCGGGGCUUGGAGUGUGAUGGCAAGGUCAACAUCUGCUGUAAGAAACAAUUCUUUGUCAGCUUCAAGGACAUUGGCUGGAAUGACUGGAUCAUUGCUCCCUCUGGCUAUCAUGCCAACUAUUGUGAGGGUGAGUGCCCAAGCCACAUAGCAGGCACCUCUGGGUCCUCCCUCUCUUUUCACUCAACAGUCAUCAACCACUACCGCAUGAGGGGUCAUAGCCCCUUUGCCAACCUUAAGUCAUGUUGUGUGCCCACCAAGCUGAGACCCAUGUCCAUGCUAUAUUAUGAUGAUGGUCAAAACAUCAUCAAAAAGGACAUUCAGAACAUGAUUGUGGAGGAAUGUGGCUGCUCCUAGAGUUGCCAGGUCCCAGAGGAAAUGGAUCUAGAAAGUCCAGAGAAGACAGUGGCAAAAUGAAGAAAAAUAUAAGAUACCUGAAUUAAACAAAACAACCAGAAAAAUAGAAAUAAAAAAAAAAAAACCCAACAAAAACUAGACUGAAAACAAAACCUUAUGAAACAGAUGAAGGAUGUUGCGGAAAAAUAUCCUAAGCCAGGGCUCAGAGAUGAAGCAGUGAAGGAAACAGGGAUUGGGAGGAAAAGAGAGAAUGGUGUACCCUUCAUUUCUUCCAAAACCAAACUGAUGGGAUCAGUUUUAUCCAAACUGGGUAUUGUCCUCUCUCCUGCCUCUUGCGGUUCCCUUGUGAGCCUGGAAGUCUACUUGUCUAUUCUGCAGUAAUGUGGGCUAGCACAACCCAAAUAAUGUCUAGAAAGCCAUGAGUUUUAAAGGGCCAGUCCCACCCAGAUACCCAGGUCAUAAGUAUGUCUAUGUGACACUAUCUCUGUGUAUUUCAGCGUGCACACACACACACACAUACACACACACACACAGGCACACACACAUGCAAACACACACACACACACACAUGC